Molecule: messenger RNA, 1815 nt
Organism: Schistosoma mattheei
Lineage: Eukaryota; Metazoa; Platyhelminthes; Trematoda; Strigeidida; Schistosomatidae
Source: the annotation of a GenBank genome assembly
UUGGCUCAAUUGUAACGUUGCUUGUAAUUACUGUAUUAUUUGAUGAAUUGAAAUUUUCUGUGAUAAGUUGUCUUUGAACUGGAUUUUAUUCUGGAUAAAUGAUUUGUUGGUGGAGUUAAGAUCUCAUUUUAUUUAGAAAUAUUUUGAUAGCACUGACUGAAUGAAUAUUGAUUUCCACUCAUUCACUGUAAUAGACAUUUUAACAGUAGAUUUUUAUCCUCAACCUCACUGUUAUAAAGGGGGAUUCGAUAACUUGAUGAACAGUAAAUAGAAUGCAAUAAUAUGAAAUGACAAAUUGAUAUCUGAUCAUGGUACCGAAUUACUGACCGAAAUCCCCAAAUGGACGUAUAUCAGAAAACAAGACAGUAAAAUAGGGUUUUCAUGUAUUUAUAAAUAUGUAGCUCUAGGUUCUUUCCACUUCAGUAUCGCCUCAUCAAUUUUUUCUCAUGAUAAGUAGUACCAGAUAUGCUCGUUUGUACUUCUGUAAUCACAAAAAGUUUCGUCUAGAAUAAGCGUAUGAUCAUAUUUUAGAAAUUUGAUUGAUUCUCUUAGAAUCGAGUGUCAGUACUUUAUUAUUCAUACAGUAUGUAGUUAUAGACUUGGGAUUCUGAAGUAUACAAGUUUCUCCAUUUUCAACUACUUUUAAAGAAAUCUUGUGUGUGUAUUGCAUUUUUUGAUCCGUAUGCAUUGUGAUAUACUUAACUUUUGCAGAUCAUGAAUCAAUAUAUUAUACCAUUGGCACAUAACGACCCAAGACUUUUUUCUCAUGUCUCACAAGCCUUUUCCUUGGUUGAUCUUGGCAAGCGUUUACUGGAUGCCGCAAAAAACGGAGAUGUCGAGGAAGUCAAGAAUUUAAUAAAUAAUGGAGCACCGUUUACUACUGACUGGUUGGGAAUAUCUCCUCUCCAUUUCGCUGCUAUGAAUGGACAUCUUAGUUCAUGUGAAGCGCUCCUACGUGCUGGUAUUAGCAGGGACGCUCGGACUAAAGUUGAUCGUACUCCUCUCCAUUUAGCUGCUCAAGAGGGUCACGCAGAUAUUGUGGAGCUUCUGUUACGUAAUGGAGCGGAUCUUAGUGCUAAGGAUAUGUUACGUAUGACAGCACUACACUGGGCAGCCGAAAGAGGUCAUACACCUGUUGUUCAAAUGUUGAUGCGUUUUGGAGCUGAUGCACAUCUCCAGAACAAAUUCGAAAUGACUCCUUUAGAUAUAGCUGAAUGUAAGCAACACGAUGAUGCUCGGGAUGCUAUGUUAAAUACUCAGUAUGAUUUAGUAUCGUCAGUCGGUCGUAUGGCUGCCACGAAUGGGGAUAUAGUAGGUGCUAACGCAUACAUCUUAACGGAAGAAGAGACGUUAGUUCCAGCUGCUCCUCCAGCUGAUGAGGUGACUGUCACCGCGACAACGGUUGAGGAGUCUUCCAACAUACAAGACUCUGAUAUCUCCGAAACAUUCUCAAAUGGUGGUGAUGCUUCUAAUGAAGAUGAAAAAAUUACAACUCUUACGAAAGUAAAAAGUGGUCAUAGUGGUUCUAACAAACGAAUAUGGAAAACUGGAUUAAGUGAAAAUACAAAUGUCAAUCUUCAUGGUGAAAAUUCGGAAGCCCAAACCACUCCUUAUUCAUUAUCACAGUCAACACAGGCAGAUAAUACAGAUUCUAUUCCGAAUAUUAAAAAUAAACCAAAUUUAUCUGGUGAUAUUUUAUUGCCUUUGGAUGAAGAUUGUCCAAGAGAUGUUAUGAUAGUUGAAACUCCGGAUGGUGAAACGCUUUAUGUUCAUCAUCAGUCUAAUGAAGACGGUUCGAGUGGUCUAGUCAUUUGA